Molecule: messenger RNA, 2009 nt
Organism: Acipenser ruthenus (sterlet)
Lineage: Eukaryota; Metazoa; Chordata; Actinopteri; Acipenseriformes; Acipenseridae
Product: TRAF3-interacting JNK-activating modulator-like
Exons: 15
Coding region: 342-2009 (555 amino acids)
Source: RefSeq, a predicted model, not a curated record
AGAAAAUAAUAGCACAGCUUACCCGCGCAGUAGCUAUGCCAUUCAUUUCACAGGCUCCAGGACCCACGAUUACACUAGCGAUGGGGAACUUCCUGUCGUUUUUCACUCUGUAUUAACAAACUUUUACAGAUUGUUUUUUGUUUGUUUGUUUUUUUAUGUAGACGGCUUUGGAGGAUCACGUGCAUGAGGUGGAAAAGAAGGUCGCUUGCUGUCACACUCUCGAGAACCUGAACGUUUUCGGCAUCCGAUUAUCUUUUCUGUCAGUUCUGGAGAAAACUUCAAACACAGUCUGGAGGGACUGAAGAUUUAGCAUACAAAAACAAAACAAAACAAAAUAAAUAAUGAUGUUGGAUGAAAUGACGAUGUUGCCGCAGAGACCGCCUAAGCGGCGCUGGUUAAACGUGGACACCUACGAGGAAAAGACGAACCUGCGCGUCUCGAAGCGUGAAUGUUUGCGGGGCCGCUUUAACAGGACCAUGUGCAGGAGCGCAGGGAGAGUGCGGGAGGGCAACGUGAACAGCGAACAGCAAUGCAAGCGGCAGCUGGAGUUUCUGAAGCGGAGGCAGCUGCCAGUAACGACUCCCCCGAGCAGCGAGGUCGAAGAGGCGAACAACUGCGAGCCAAAGCCGACUUUACGGUCAGCUAAGGUUCAGAGACCAGACGCGGCUAUGAACAGGCGGUCGGUGGUGAUGUCACAUGACCUAGGAAUUACCUGGCCGGAGUUCCCUGUUGAUAAGGCUCCCUGGCUGAGUAAAGGGACGCUAUACAAGAGCACGCAGCCGCCUGGACUGCUGGGUAAUCAGCUGCCUGGAGGCCCUGCCCGCUCCUCUGGACGGCUGCAACACGAGACCUUCAAAAAGGAUGGAACCGUGAGAAGAGACCGCGGAACUCAGACCUCCGAGGACGUAAAGCAGGAUUCGAGUGUGCAAACCGAGAGUGGUGUAACUGCUGUCAUGGAAAAGGAAGUUCUCGAGCUUUCUGCCUACUUACAGGAGGCUCUUCGACGUGAACAGGCUCUUAAGCACAAGCUUUCUAUCCUGCAACAGCUGAUGUCCUCCUUGCUGUGCUCCUCAGAUAAACUGUGGACGGCUCGGUACAAUGAAGAUCUUAUGAAAUGCAAAAUUGGGUCUCUAGAAUCACAGCUGCAAGUGUGCAUGCAGGGCGGCACGAAGAAGGGGAUCAUUGAGAUGGGGGAGCAGAAGCUGAGGCUCGAGGAGAAAGCCAAGGAGUCUCUGAAGAGAGUGCUGAUGGAGAAGAGCGUGGCCGAGGAGAAGGUGCAGAGCCUGCAGAGGGCUCAGCUGGCUUUGCAGCAGGAGAACUCCCAGCUGAAGGAUUCUUAUGAGAAGGUGAAGGAGAGCUGGGCCGAGCUCAAGAGUAAACACACGCAGAGCGUGGACCAGCUGCAUGUCCUGCAGAGCAAGCUCGAGAGAGCGGAGAGCCGGGAGGUCGCGCUCCAGGCCAGGAUGGAGGGGCUGCAGCAGGACCGGGAUGAGCUGGCGUCCCGAAUCGACAUGCUGGAGGAGGACCAGCACCUGAAGAGAGAGCAGCUCGGCACCCUGACAGAAAAACUGAAGAGUCUUGAAGAUCAGAAAGCAACACAGGAUGUCACGGGUACCAGUGUGUGGAACAUAAAUUCACAGCCGUUUCACACAGGGGACAGAUUCUCGAUGGACCAGGCUGGCCAGGGGGACACGAAGCUGAGGCACCAACUGCUGGAAAUUGAGUCAAAGCUGGGGGCGAAAGAGACAGAAUGCUCAGAGCUGCGCGGGGAGCUGGGAAACCUGGAGGACGAGUACCAGUCGUGCCAGUCGAAGCUGCGGCAGUGCAGGGAGGAAUUAAACCGCUUUCAGGGAAGGAGAAGCCAGACGCGACGCAGCAAAUGGAUCUGCCUGUCUGUGCUGCUGGUUGUCGUGGCGAUCGCAGCCUCUGCCUUUUACCCAGACCUUUACGAGCACAUGAACCUCCUCUUUAGAUUGUUAGAGAGACGAUUAAACCAGUAUUUAAACUGA